UUAGCUGUAUGAAUGUGUGGAGCUAGCUUGAAGAUGACGGUGUAGUCGUAUCGCAGGUAAAUAUUUCAGUGGUAACUAAGCAACAAUGUCUUCAGUUCAGUAUCUGAGAGAGUUUGUCAACGAGCGACUAACUGCUGCUGCUGAAGAAAUAUUCGGAGUCUUUGAACAAACUAUCGUCGAGUACGAGGAAGAGAUCGAUCGUCAGCGCAGACUGCUGGAUAUCGUUUGGAAACCCGAGAUAAAGCUACACAGGACAGAGCUCCCACAGCAACAUGUCUGUAAGGAGGAGGAGGUUCUCACUGACCAGCAGCUCUGUGACCAGGAGAGGAACUCCAGUCUGGACCAGGAGGACCCAGAGCCUCCACAGAUUAAAGAGGAAGAGGAGGAACUCUGCACCAGUCAGGAGGGAGAGCAGCUUGUACUGGAGCAGGAGACUGAUACCUUUAUGUUGACUCCUACUAAUGAGGAAAGUGACCACCAGCUCCUCUCUCACAACUCUCAAGAGCUCCCACAGCAUCAUGUCUAUAAGGAGGAAGAGGUUCUCACUGACCAGCAGCUCUGUGACCAGGAGAGGAACUCCAGUCUGGACCAGGAGGACCCAGAGCCUCCACAGACUAAAGAAGAAGAGGAGGAACUCUGCACCAGUCAGGAGGGAGAGCAGCUUGUACUGAAGCAGGAGACUGAUACCUUGAUGUUGACUCCUACUAAUGAGGAAAGUGACCACCAGCUCCUCUCUCACAACUCUCCUGUAGCUGAGAGCCAAGAUCAGGAAGGAAGUAAGCAUGUAGACCCAGAAUCAACAGGAAAUGCAGAGACACAACCAAAGAAGAGACAUCACAAGAACACAAGUCACAGUGACAACAUUUAUAACUCUCCCACAUCAAAAAGUCACUGUAACACUCAGACAGGUGAAAAGUCAUUCAAAUGCGACACUUGUGGAAAACUUUUUAAGAAUAAGUCCAAAUUGAAAAUACAUCAGAGACACCACACAGGUGAAAAGCCAUAUUUUUGCGAAACAUGUGGGAAAAGUUUCAGAACAAGUACGGGUCUGUUGAUCCACAGGAGAACCCACACAGGUGAGAAGCCAUAUACGUGCAACACCUGUGGGAAGAAAUUUACGAACAACUCAGCCUUGAGUAAGCAUACAAGAACCCACACAGGUGAGAAGCCGUACACCUGCAAUACCUGUGGGAAAAAAAUUAGUAACAAGUCAGACUUGAAUAAACAUACAAGAACCCACACAGGUGAGAAGCCAUAUUUUUGUGAAACGUGUGGGAAGGGUUUCAGUACUAGUGCACGCUUGUUGGUCCAUGUGAGAAUCCACACAGGUGAGAAGCCGUACACCUGCAACACCUGUGGGAAAAAGUUUAGUGACAAGUCAGACUUGAGUAAGCACACAAGAACCCACACUGGUGAGAAGCCACAUUUUUGCGAAACAUGUGGGAAAGGUUUCACUACUCGUACAGUCUUGAUGGUUCACAUGAGAAUCCACACAGGUGAGAAGCCUUAUUCUUGUGAAACAUGUGGGAAAGAUUUCAGAACUUCUUAUGAAUCCUUGGUCCACAUGAGAAUCCACACAGGUGAGAAGCCGUACACCUGUGACAUCUGUGGGAAAAAGUUCAGUCAGAGGGUGCACUUGGUCAGACAUGUAAUAAUCCAUACACAUAAAAAGUCAUAAUUCCUUAACAUGUGGGAGAGCUUUCAGACUUAGUGGAGAAUUGACAGUCCACAUGAGAAGAGUCCAUACUGAUGAGAAACCACAUAACUUCUCUUCUGCCUUCUGUUUCCCCGUGUGUGUCUUAGCUGUGAUUAACCAAGUUGUAUACUGAAGUACACAUGUUUUGUUCUUCAGGCUCUAAGUUUCACCUCUUUUUAAUUUGAAAUGAAAUAAUGGGAACAACAUUAAAUUAAUGAGUCUCAGAUUUACUUUGCAUUGGUUUACGUAACUAUUGGACUGUGUCUGUGCUUAUAAUUGAAUCUCUAAAAUUUCCCAUUGAGAAAGUUUCACAAUAUCUUAGUUUAAUGUAGUAUAUUGUCGUCAGUGCCAUCAAGUUUGGUUAAACAAGCCUCAUUUUUCCCUCCAUAUGACGGUGUUACUUAUAUUUCUGUUUGCGGCAAAAUUUCUUUGAAACAACUGUAAUCUCCCAAAUAUUGGCAAACCUUUUAUUUCACAGUUAGUGCAUACAACUGUGAAUUAAAAAAAAAAACAUAAAUGUAAUGAGAAACCCUCUAGUGUUGUUGGGUCACUUAUGUUGUCAUGCUAACAACUUUGAUCUUUUUUUGUCUAGAGCAUGUCCUUUCAUUUUAUGUUUUAUGUUUUUCGUGAUUGAAUCAAGUUUAUGUAUAAAAUGUUUUAUAAAAGGUGAUAUAUAAAUAAACUGACUUUAUUUUGUCAAAUAUU
Seriola aureovittata is the source of this 2401-nucleotide messenger RNA. Its product is annotated as zinc finger protein 260-like. Gene Ontology annotation, biological process: regulation of transcription by RNA polymerase II. Gene Ontology annotation, cellular component: nucleus. Bases 86 to 1678 code for a protein of 530 amino acids. Gene Ontology annotation, molecular function: DNA-binding transcription factor activity, RNA polymerase II-specific; RNA polymerase II cis-regulatory region sequence-specific DNA binding. Lineage: Eukaryota; Metazoa; Chordata; Actinopteri; Carangiformes; Carangidae. The transcript has 3 exons. The record is from RefSeq and is a predicted model, not a curated record.